Messenger RNA from Seminavis robusta, 318 nucleotides. Lineage: Eukaryota; Bacillariophyta; Bacillariophyceae; Naviculales; Naviculaceae. The record is from the annotation of a GenBank genome assembly.
AUGGCGACAGUGCAAAUGCUUCCAAACCAAAGAAGCAAGAUUUGUGCUGUCUUUGGCGACAACUGUUCCCACAUCUGUGUCAAGUGCAACAGGGCCAUGCAUUUCAAUGAGGUACAGAAGAGGAAGAACAAGGAUCGUGUGGUUGAUGACAGCAUCACUUGCUUUGUCCGGUGGCAUGAUACUUCUUUCUUUGGCUUGGCCAAGGAAGAUUGGGAAUUGAGAGGAAUCGAAUCCACAAGAGAGAUUGGUGCUUUCCUACCAAACAAACUCGAGAGAAUCACGCAGAAGCAAUGGUUGACCUCCGCAAUGACGCAUUGA